GCCAAAAUUAAUUGAGGGUGCUCAAAAUUAACACGAACAAGCCACACAAUUAGUUAAGGACCCCUUGUGAGAUAGUGGUUCAUAGGAUUGUGCAAUAAAUGCACCUGUUUCUGUUAAGUUCUUUCAGCCAGGUAGUGAAUUUCAAGCAAAAAUUGAACCAUGAGGUCUAAGGAGUUUUCAAAGCAGCUCAGAAUAAAAUUGGAGAAAAGCACAAAUGGGGAUAAAGGCAUAAGAAAGAUAAAAAAAACACUGGCUAUCACUUUGAACUCGGUGAAGUCGAUCAUUAAGAAGUGAAAUGUGUAUCGCACCACCCACACACUGCCUAGAUCAGGCUGUCCCUUCUUACUGAGCAGCUGCACGAGGAGGAAACUGAUUAAGGGGACAACUGUCAGGCCAACAGCAACUUGGAAAGAGCUACAGAGUUCAGUUACUUGGGAGAAAAUGAGCAUCAAUCAACACAAUCUGUCACUCUACAGUAUGGUAGAAUGGAAACUCUUCUCAAAUCCUACAUGGGUUUUGCAAUAAAGGAGUGUAGUGGUACUGCAAACAAAAAUCAAAAUGUUUUGUGGUCAGAUGAGACAAAACUGGAACUUUUUCUAAACACAAUGUAUUGCAUCUGACACAGAACCUACAUAGUACAGCACUCAGUCAGCAUCAUCGCAGCUAUCAAACCUGGUUUGUGACAGCAUUGUAUUAUAGUCCUGCUCCUCAUCGACAAGGACAGGGAGCUUGUCUCGACUGUUGGGAUGAUAGCGAGAGGAAAGUAUCAGUACAUUUUAAGGAAAUCCUGCUUCAGACUUAAAACCUAUUUAAAAAUUCAUCUUUCAAGAGGGAAAAGAUACAAAUCACUGGAGUGGUUUAAGAAUGAGAAAGUGAGUUUUCUUAUGUGGCCCAGUUAAAGUUCUGAAUUGAUUGGGACCUUGUGGAAAGAUUUGAAAACUGCUGUCCAUACAUGAUUUCCAUGCAAUCUGAGAUCUUGAGCAAAUCUUACACCCAGCUAGUGUAAAAUGCUGGAAGGGGCAUAUCCAACAAAUAUUGAGUUCGCAUGUCUAACAGUAUCAAUAUUUUUCAUUAUAUUUUUCUGUUUACUGUAACCUAUCUCACCCUUAAAAGUCUUCAGUUUGAGAAUUCAAGUUUUAAAUCAAAUGUACAACUCCAGUACAAUUUAGAUGAGUGAAAUAUGGCUUUACCUGUGAAGUGGGAAAUUUAGACAGGCCAGGUUGAGCUCAACCAAACUGGAAUUGAAAACCCGAACUACUAUGGAAUCUAAACAUCUGCAGUUUAUGGCCAAAACAUUCCCACAACAAGCCCUAAAACAAUUGUCAGUGCUAUCAUCAUCAUAAUCCUCCAGCGUGCAGAGGUGACGAUAUCCCAACCGCCAAUCGACAAUUUGUAGGACCUUGAGACAGCGGAAUUACAAAGGCUCCUUUCAUUUACACCAAGAACCGAAGACAGGUCAGAAAUUGCUUGGAAGUACAAAGAUGACCCAGACGAGUUGUAGUCAAGUUUUUGAGGACAGAUGAGACCCACAUAAACCUUUGCCAUAGGAAAAGGAAGGUGACGGUGUGGAGAAAGAAAGGAACUGCAGAGGUCCCAAAGAGUAGCACCUUUGAAAGCCACCUCAUUACAAGUGCUAUUAAUUUACACUAAUGCUGUCGUGAAAAGAUUAUUGUUUUUACAAAUGGUAACUUAACAGGAGUUCAGCUGAUCAUGCUCUGCUUGAGCUGGAAAAUAAUUACCACUGAGCAGUGACAGUAACUGAGAAAAAGCCAAAGCACAUUGUACUUUUGUCUUCUCUAUGAUUCAGCAUGCUAUUUCAAGCAGAUCUCUAUGCUGGACAUACAAAAAGCAAAGUUUUGUGGAGCAAUUUUUGAAAAAAACAGACAGUGAAACAGCCCUUCCUACAGGCCAAGCUCAUCAAAUAUUUGUGUGUUCAGUUUUUCUCACAAUGUCAUGCAAAUUAAGGAAAAAACAUAAUAAAAUAACCGGUUUUACUUUGAAAAAAACUCAGAAACAGUGGUUUCCACAGAGCCAUAUUGUUCUUUUGCAACAUUGUCCUAGAAGUAAAGGCUUUUAAAAGUAUUAAAGAUGGCUCAAUGCCUGAUUGCACAGUAUUUUUGUUUAUGUACUAUUGUUCCAAGCUGAUGGACUGGUGUGUGACCAUAAAUGUUGGAAGAUUGCUUGCUUGGCAGCGCAUGGCCUAUAAAUCUCCUAGUGUCUGAUUCUUUGACGUAAUUAGUUCUUGCCAUACAGUUUAGUUACCCACUUCAUGAUGUGCAUCUCUGUCACAAAAGGCAGACAAACAACGUGUUUAGCAAACAGAUGUACAAAUACCUCCUCUACCAGGUUAAUUCUACAUAAAUUAGUAAACUCAUUAAUAAUGGUUAAAAUAAGGCUUUGAAUGAGCCCUUAUAUAUCUUGACUACUUUAACAAAUAUAGACUUGAGAAGUUGCAAGAACAAAUUUACCAGAAUUAAACUUUGCCUUAAAGGGCACACACAAUAAAAGCAUUAUGGGUCUUUACAAUCUAUUCAGAUGUAAAUCCAUUGUAAUUUACACUUAAUAUUACGAUACUAUGAUUGCAUCAGCUGGGAAACAAGGCUGUUUAGUGGUUAAAGCAAUCAUCGCGAAGCUGCUGCCCAAGACCCAACUCUGUCGCUGUAUGUGGUCCUAAGUGUAUUACACUGUUUAUUCUAAGUGACUGUAAAAGACUCCAGUAUCAGAAGUUUGAUAGGACCAGAAUUUUGACUACAUGUUCAAACUGCUGAUCAGCUUCCUGUUCCACUACGCCAACGACUCUUCCAGCGGUUCCUUCGUCAGCACCGUGGGCAUUGACUUCAAGGUCAAGACUGUGUACCGCAAUGACAAGAGGGUCAAGCUGCAGAUCUGGGACACUGCAGGGCAGGAACGGUACCGGACCAUAACAACAGCCUAUUACCGGGGUGCUAUGGGCUUUAUCCUCAUGUAUGACAUCUGCAAUGAAGAGUCCUUUAAUGCCGUGCAGGACUGGGCAACCCAGAUCAAGACCUACUCAUGGGACAAUGCCCAGGUCAUCCUGGUGGGCAACAAGUGCGACAUGGAUGAUGAGCGAGUGGUGCCAGCAGACAAGGGCAAGCAGCUGGCUGACCAGCUGGGUAGGUCUAUGAGACAGCUGGAUAAACUCCUGUGGGAGCUGUCAGACCCUCCUAGUACAAGAGUUAGGAGAAGCAGAGAAAUAAAUAGGAUGGAAACUCCUUAAACUUAAACAGGAAA
Molecule: messenger RNA, 3252 nt
Organism: Lepisosteus oculatus (spotted gar)
Lineage: Eukaryota; Metazoa; Chordata; Actinopteri; Semionotiformes; Lepisosteidae
Source: RefSeq, a predicted model, not a curated record